AUGCAGACUCUCGGUAACGGCAACCUGCACGUUUCAUCCUUCGGAAUGCAACAUGUGGGCAUCUUUCACUGUCGCGUGAUACACGCUGCGGGAAAGGUUGAUAGCCGACCGCCAUUCAUCAUUCAAAUGGAUGCUAACGAACCACCCAGCCUGGAUACUAGUGUGCGCGGCGAGCAGCUGCUCGUUUAUGCCCUACCCGACAGGCCAAUCAAACUCCCCUGCCCGCAUCCGAGGCUGCCGGAUGAGCUGCGUGAUUCGCCAAUCAUCACGGUGUGGGGUUUCAUGAAGAAACUGGGCGAACAGCAACAAUCCAUCACAAACCUGCCUGUUGUUCAUCUGACAGACGAGGACGCAACACUCAACAUUGAGCGUUUCAAGCACGUGCAUGCCAACUUCUAUACCUGUGAGAUUGGUUUUCCUGAGUUGUAUCCCCCCAAACCGUACAACUUCUCCCCACGUCCUCGUAAGAAUCAGCCUCAUGCUGUGAGACUUCGCGAGACCCUUGUUCUCCGCUAUUACCCCGAUCUAACACCCUCAACUUCGUAUACCGCCGAAAACAUCUCUAACCCUCCACCCAGACUUGAGUGGUUCCGCGUUAUGCGAGGUCGACAGGAACCCCUGCGAAUUCCCUCAUUACCCAGCGGACAGGUUGCGUCCAACACCCGGGUCUUUGUCAUGCACGGACGUCACCUCGUUAUUCGUGAUUCUGAGGAGAGUGACAGCGGCUCCUACGAACUUGUACUUACCAGCUCGGCGGGACGUGUUUCCGUGCCGUUUGAAAUUAUGGUCUCAUUUCCACCGGAAUUCGAGCCGCAACAGGAUCCCCCGUCUCAGACGCUGGACGAAGGAGAAUCAAUUCUGCUCAGUUGUCGCAUUCGACGUCGGGCCAUUCCGGGAAGUCGCAUCUACUGGGAAAAGGACGGCAGACCAUUAGUGAACUACGGAAAGGAUAUCAUUCUCGAGGGUGAGGGUGAACGUCGCCUCCAGUUUCUUCACCAGAUUCAAGAGCACUUUCUCGAAACGAAUGUUCAGGGCAAGCUGCCCUGCAAGGUUCGGGGCUACGGUGAUCUCUCAGUGGACUGGUUCCGUAAACCCGACCCUAACAGUUACUCCCUCGAACCGAUCCAGGCACCCAACCAGGUCGAACGUGGCGUGCUUAUCUUCCACUUUGUACAGAAGCAAGAUGAAGGAGAGUACGUUUGUCUCGCCCGAUCUACCUACCGCAAUGCACAGAUAAAUAUGACCGUCAAGGUCAUUGUUGGAGAAAAACCAAAGAUAUACGAUAUCAGUUCCAACAAGACCAUCCGUGAGGGCCAACGUCUUGUGCUGAACUGUAAGGCCUCCGGCGAUCCGAAGCCGCAGAUAAGUUGGAUUGUCAAAAAACCGAGCCUCAAGUACCCGACAGUCUACUCGCCCCUAAUUUCUGGUCCAGCCACAUCAGAGAUGCUGGAGAAUGUCUUUGACGUUGCAGCUGCCGCCUCUAAGGGCGGUUCCGGAGGCAGUGAUGGUGGCAGCGACGAUGGCGUCCGAGGUGGUAUGUCUGCAAACAACGGGAAACUGACACCCGCGGCGACACUAGCACGACUGGAGCCUCGCAAUACCAAGGACGAACGGGUCCAGGUCUUGUCAAAUGGCAGCCUAGUUAUUAAUCAACCUCUUCUGAUUGACGACGCGGAAUAUAUAUGCAUUGCAGGCAAUAAGCACGCCAUUGAAACUCGACAAGGUGUGCAUGUGCGUGUCCUGACCACUGAAGAGUACGCCCAAUAUGAACUCGGGGAUGAGAGUCUGAGUCCAAGUAUGUUGAAGACAAUCAUAAUUGUCGUGAACUGUGCAAUCGCCUAUCUGGGGCUUAUAUUCGGUCUGACAGUUUACUGUAGCCUUCGUCUGCUGAAGAAUCGCAGGAAUCGCGCUCAAAGUGGCAAAACACCCGAAUCAGGGCAGCUUAUCUCUCAGGCUAGCGGACAGAACACUACCCAGGAGAACAACUGCGCCCUCCUGUUAAAUGAAGAUGUAAUGAACACGGGUUCGAGGACAGCAACCGGAUCUCCAAACGACACCAGUGCGACUGAUAUUGCCGUAGUGAAAAAGCUAGGCAGCGCUGCACAACAGCAGCCGGUCUAUCACGGGACACAGAACUACUUUAUGCCUGACGGUGGUCACCAGAACAACUUCUCACUGUCCACCGGUUACUCAACCAACGAGAUCGGAGCACAUCAGAUGAAUAACCUCUACCCGAACCACGGCGGCAUCGGCUCUGUAAGCGUUGCCAGUACAACCACAGCGGAAUCGAGUGGAAACAGUCGGUUAGUGGUUGCGCCACCACCAACGCCGUUGGACUCCAGGUCUCACUUAAGUGGACUCUCCUCGGGAAACUCGGCAAGCGCCUAUUCCCGCUCCCUCAUAAGUGGCGCCUCUAACAGCACAGGCCCUCCAUUCCCUACCGGUAACCCACAAGUUGAGCAUCAAGUACAAGGUAUUCCCGGUCUUCAUGGGGUGUCCGGCGGACACCCGCAAUACCCGCAACCGACACCUGCUGAAAUGAUGGCCUACACCCAUUAA
Messenger RNA from Dibothriocephalus latus, 2559 nucleotides. The record is from the annotation of a GenBank genome assembly. Lineage: Eukaryota; Metazoa; Platyhelminthes; Cestoda; Diphyllobothriidea; Diphyllobothriidae.